AUGAAUAAGAUCCAAACUAUGGAUAUUCUUCCCAAGAGGAAAAAGCAGAAAGGGAUGCAGCUUUCAGCACCCUCAAGCAGCUACAAAAUACAGUUCAAUGAAGUGGUGAUUUUUAUUUUGGAGAAGAAAAUGGGAGUGACCAGAAGAAUGUUCUUGAUGGACUUAGCAAGAAGAAAAGGCUUCAGGGUAGAAAACGAGCUAAGUGAUUCUGUCACCCACAUUGUGGCAGAGAAUAAUUCUUGUGCUGAAAUAUUGAAAUGGCUGCAAGUCCACAGGAUUGGGGAUAGCUCAGGAUUCAAACUCCUUGACAUCUCAUGGUUGAUAGCCUGCAUGGAGGCUGGAAAGCCGGUGGAUUCAGAGAAAUAUCAGCUCCUUGUAAGGAGAGAGUAUGGUAUAUCAUCUUCACCCCAUCCAGAAAAGCGUGCACCCAUCUCUGUUUCCAAAUUUUCCCAAUAUGCAUGCCAGAGGAGGACAACGUUAAAUAAUUACAACAAAAAAAUCACGGAUGCUUUUGAAAUACUGGCUGAAAACUAUGAGUUCAGAGAAAAUGAAGGACCUUGCCUUGCAUUUAGGAGAGCUGCAUCUGUGCUGAAGUCCCUUCCAUUCACUAUAGUGAAAGCAAAGGAUAUUGAAGGAUUGCCCUGGAUGGGAGAACAAGUCAAAGAAGUAAUUGAGGAUUUUCUUGAAGAAGGGGAGAGUCCUAGAGUGAAAAAUGUGCUAAACUGUGAAUACUACAAAUCAUUUAAGAAGUUUACUUCUGUUUUUGGAGUGGGGAUGAAGACUUCUGAGAAGUGGUACAGGAUGGGUUUGCGGAACCUAGAAGAUGUAAAACAGGACAAAAGCUUGAAACUGACAAGAAUGCAGAGAGCAGGGUUACUACACUAUGAAGACCUCAUUAGCAGUGUAUCUAAGGCAGAAGCAGAUUCCACUGCUCUGAUUGUUAAGGAUACUGUGUGGAGGUUUUCCCCCACUGCUGUAGUGACUUUGACUGGUGGUUUCAGAAGGGGAAAGAAGAUGGGACACGAUGUGGACUUUUUGAUUACCAUUCCGGGAGCAAGUCAGGAAGACGAACUGUUAUACCAAGUGACUGACAUUUGGAAAAAGCAGGGAUUGCUCUUAUACUAUGACAUUAUUGAAUCGACUUUUGAUAAGACAAAGCUGCCAAGCCGAAAAGUUGAUGCUUUAGAUCAUUUUCAAAAAUGCUUUGCAAUUUUAAAAUUACACAAGGAAAGAGUGGAUCACAGCAGAUCUGUGAUUUCCAAGGAUUCAGCUGAGGAAGUGAAAGACUGGAAAGCAAUCCGAGUGGAUCUGGUUGUAACUCCUUUUGAACAGUAUGCAUUUGCUCUGUUAGGGUGGAGUGGAUCAAGGCAAUUUGAACGUGACUUGCGGAGAUAUGCCACCCAUGAAAGGAAAAUGAUGCUGGAUAACCACGCUUUAUAUGAUAAAACAAAGAGAAUAUUUCUGAACGCUGUGAAUGAGGAAGAAAUUUUUGCACACCUUGGCCUGGAUUACAUUGAACCAUGGGAAAGAAAUGCAUAG
Molecule: messenger RNA, 1539 nt
Organism: Eublepharis macularius
Lineage: Eukaryota; Metazoa; Chordata; Lepidosauria; Squamata; Eublepharidae
Gene: DNTT
Product: DNA nucleotidylexotransferase
Exons: 15
Coding region: 1-1539 (512 amino acids)
Biological process (GO): double-strand break repair via nonhomologous end joining
Cellular component (GO): nucleus
Molecular function (GO): DNA-directed DNA polymerase activity; DNA nucleotidylexotransferase activity; DNA binding
Source: RefSeq, a predicted model, not a curated record